This is a messenger RNA of Brachypodium distachyon (stiff brome), 1543 nucleotides long. Its product is annotated as trihelix transcription factor ASR3. Lineage: Eukaryota; Viridiplantae; Streptophyta; Magnoliopsida; Poales; Poaceae. The record is from RefSeq and is a predicted model, not a curated record. The coding region runs from base 222 to 1313 and encodes 363 amino acids. The transcript has 3 exons.
CCCUCCUAAUCUCCUCCUUAAGUCACAACCCUUUCGCCCACUGUCUUCCCCACACGUCCGCGGUUCGCCCGGCCCUGGAUCCCUCCCCCUUCCCUUCCCUUCCCUUGCCUCCCUCCCCACGCUACCGUCGUUACCUCUCCGUUACACCACCCGUCUCACGCCGUCACGUCAACUUCCGCCCCACAAAAGCACCGCGCGUUCCCCACUCCGCCCCCGGCCGCAUGUCCAACGCCGGCGACCCCGCCGGCGCCGCGGCAGCGGCGGCGGCCACCCCGUCCGGCCGCGCCCCGAGGCUGCCGCGGUGGACGCGGCAGGAGAUACUGGUGCUCAUCGAGGGCAAGCGCAUGGUGGAGGUCCGCGGGGGCGGGCGAGGCGGGAGGGGCCGCGUGGCGGCGGCUGCGGCUGCGGCGGCCGGGGAGGCGGCGGCGGCGCUGGAGCCCAAGUGGGCUGCGGUCGCCGAGUACUGCCGGCGUCACGGCGUCGAGAGGGGCCCCGUGCAGUGCCGCAAGCGGUGGAGCAACCUCGCCGGGGACUACAAGAAGAUCAAGGAGUGGGAGCGGGCGGCCGCCGCCGCGCGGGAGCCCUCGUUCUGGGCCAUGCGGAACGACGCGAGGCGGGAGCGCCGGCUCCCCGGGUUCUUCGACCGCGAGGUGUACGACAUACUCGAAGGCCGGGGCCGGGGGAUCGUCGCCGGGACCUCAGGCGGUAAUGCCGCGGGGGAGGAAGAGACGGCGGUGCGCGUGGACGAGGAAGAAGAGGAGGAGGAGGAAGAGAAAGGUAAGGAGAAGGAGGUGGGGGUAGCAGAGGAACCCGUGUUUGACAGUGGCCGCGCGGCCGGGGACGACACGCUGUUCUCGGAGGACGAAGAGGGGGAGCUGGAGGAGACGCCGGCGACGACGCAGGCAUCCCCGCCGGCGGUUGUCGCCUUGCCGAUAUCCGAGAAGUCGGAAGCAUCAAGGCAACAGAGCACUGAGCAAGGCACAUCAUCAAAAGACAAGCAACCAAGGCAGCAAGGCCAAGGCGCUGAAAGAGGAGCAUCACCGACGCAACAGCAGCAGCAGCAGCAGAGCGGGCAGAAGAGGCAGCGGACAGGGGACGGCGACAGCGAGGCCGGAGAAGAAGGCACGGCAGGAUUGCAGGGCAAGCUACUGGAGAUCCUCGACCGGAACAACCGGAUGGUGGCGGCGCAGCUGGAGGCGCAGAAUGUGAACUGGGAGCGCGACCGGGAGCAGAGGAGAGACCAGGCUGACAGCCUCGCCGUCGUGCUCGGCAGGCUCGCCGACGCCCUCGGCAGGAUCGCCGAUAAGCUCUAGCUAGCAGCGGCUGCAUAUGCCGCCAGCUACUUGGACAGAAAAUAUGGAUGUACAGAUUGGUAUAGGAGGAGGAUCACUGGCAUUUGAUUCUUUUUUUUCCCUACUGGUUCUAUAUAUAUAGGGACCUGAAUUGAGGUUUGGGGAUUGUUAUAUAUAUAGGGUGACGAGGUUAUAUAUAUAUAUAUCAUUCAGAUGAUCUAAAAUGCUGUUAAUAUUGAGUUUCUUGUGAA